GUAACUCUCAUUUGUUUUUGAAACGAUGAGAUGAAUGGAUUGGAUUGAAUUCAAUUGAUCUGUAUUUUUUAAGGAACGAAUGCAUGCAUACGGUACUUACUAAAAUGUUCGAUACAUAAUGUGCCUCGGCCCGCUCGAAAUAAAGAUCGAAAUACAGGACUUCUUGCCCCGGCACCUUCCCCAUUUCGGCCAGCUCCGGAAUUGGCAGCCACUCGUUGUAGGAGGCAUUCAAUCCAAAAGAUGCGAAUUGUGUGGUAGAUCCGUCCAGGAAGUCGACCGAGUACCAAGCCGCACCCGUUGGGUCGCCUUCCGUGAUGCCGAAAAGAAACUGGCACCCGAGAGUGUCAUAGGGGAUGUUCGCCAGGCCCCGAAAAUUGCAAAAGGCGUCCAUGUUUCCCUGGAGGACCAUUCGCACGGUUCCUUUGUAGUCGACGGUCGCCCUAGUCGGCGGGAUUGCCUCCAGCCCCGUUCUGCGGUUAAGUAGGUUGAAGGGAGGGAUCCAGAUUUCCGACAAUUCACCAUUCCCCGCCCACACGGAGAUCCGGUCUGUGCAUGCGGAAGUGGUGAUCUCCCAGGCCAGCCUUUGAUCGGUCCAGGUUAGCCCAAGCUCCAUGUGGACGUUUGCCGAUCCGGCUUCCUCGUCGAUACCCACGAGAUAGUAGUACCAGAUAUCGACGCCCACUUCGAGGACCUGGAAUCGCUCAGACUGGGGAGGGGUUGCUGUAUCGUAUCCGUAGGUCCCGGAAGAAAAGACUGCGGCUUUGGCGUUGGCCUCGCACUCGUAGACAKGGAGGGUAGAGCCGCAGCAAAUCCGAAAGAAGAGCUCCCGCAGUUUUGCAUCAUAGACGCUGGGUUGGUGAUCGUUGCCAUUGUCAUUGCCGUUGCCGUUGCCAUUGCCGUUACUGUUGUUUCCGAGCAUGGAACAACUGUUCGCUCGGUAGAAGGAGUCGAUUUCUGCGCAAGUGGAAAUCCCAUCAGCGAUGUUCCUGUAGACGGUAGAAGCGUCGUUAUUGUUGAUGUGGUUGUUGUUGUUGCUAUCGCUUGGACGUUUUUGGUUUGUAGCGUUGUUCGUGGCAUUUGUAUGUAUCAUUUCGAACAAAGCCGCUCGAAGAGGACUGAAAUGACCGUCGAGUUUUGGGGGGGAAAUGUCUGGGAAAAGGUCGAUACCUUCGCAAAGUUUGCAAGCAGCAUUACUGGUGUUGCUAGAGUUGUUGCCACUGUCACUUAUGUUUUCGUUGGUAUCCUCCAGGAUCCGUUGAUUUCGUGCUUGGUUAAGUGGUGCGAUCGGAAUCGAAGAACGCGAAAAAGACGCGGCGACGGCAGCAGCCGAGCCUGUUACGAAUAGCAACAUCUUUAUCACUGUCGUCGUCUUCGCCGCCGUCGCCAUUAUGAGCAUGAGUAUCAGCGGUUGCAAAACCAGCGGCAGCAACUAGUUCUGGUCCUAGAUCUUUUUGUAGUUCUAGUUGAGGUUCUGGUUCUGGUUACAACUCAUAAAGGCGGAGUUCCCGAUUGAGAUGCCAAACCGUACGGUAUUGUUUAAAACUUUUUCUCUUGUCUUUCCGGUGAGUACGGGUACUCUUGUGAGACAUCAAACACUCCACAAUACCAGUCUCGGAAGAAAUCGCCCUCAUUUGACAUUUGACAUUUUCCUCAUUCCAGAAAUCCAGAAACAGGUAUCCAGAUAUCCAGAUAUCCCCUAUGACUGUUUUUGCUAUCGAUACAACAAGUGUUUCAAUCCCUAUGACUGUGCAAUGACAAUCCCAAUGACUAUGUAGAAUUAAGCAAAAUUUGUACC
Molecule: messenger RNA, 1795 nt
Organism: Pseudo-nitzschia multistriata
Lineage: Eukaryota; Bacillariophyta; Bacillariophyceae; Bacillariales; Bacillariaceae
Source: the annotation of a GenBank genome assembly